AUGGUGAUCUCGGGGAACUACACGCCAGGGAGAAAUGUGGCCGCUCAGAAUGUUCCCCUGGACCCGUUUGAUACAUUCGUCGCAUCGGAAAGUUUCUCGGCAGCGCUCGAGCGAUUCGAGGAAUUGCUUUACGAUAUUAAUGUCAAUGUGGACAAUUUCUACGGAAUCGGGCUUUUGUACAAACUGAGGAAAUCCAUCACAACUUGGAAAGCGAAGCAGCUGCUGGACAAAAUCUGCUCGCGCUCAGAGAACGCCGUUUACUUCCCAACUCGGGCGGAUGCGAUUCAACUCAAGAAACGGGUAGCUGAAGGGAAGAAAUGCCUCAUCAUCGGAGCCGGGCCAUGUGGCCUCCGUACUGCCAUAGAAAUGGCCUUCUUAGGCGCUCAAGUUCACGUGGUCGACUCUAGGAAAGAAUUCUCACGCAACAACAUUCUACAUUUAUGGCCCUUUUGCAUUGCUGAUCUGAAAGCACUGGGAGCCAAGUCAUUCUUUGGGAAAUUCUGCUCUGGCGCCAUUGAUCACGUGCCAAUCAGACGAUUGCAGCUCAUCUUGUGCAAGGUGGCACUGCUUCUUGGAGUCAAAUUCACAAGGGAGGUGUUUUGCGAUGAAGUUGCGAAGGAUGCGGGUGGAAAUUGGACUGUAAGACUUAGACCACACGAUCCAGAAAUCUCAGCUGUACGAUGGGAUACAAUUGUAGACUCGACUGGUGGAUCAGCGGGGACUUCUUCAAUCCUGUCCCCAGAUUUAGCCCGAAAAGAAUUUCGCGGCCUCCUCGCGAUUGGAAUCACUGUCAACUUUAAGAACUUCAAUUCGGCGCAAGAAGCGCGCGUUGAAGAAAUCUCAGGCGUCGCGUCGAUUUACAAGCAGCAUUUCUUCAAGCAGCUUCGGAAUACUACUGGGAUCGACUUGGAAAACAUCGUUUACUACAAGGACGAGACGCACUAUUUUGUGAUGACUGCGCGGGCGAAGUCAUUGUAUGAGCGAGGCGUGCUCUUGAACCACUCAGACAACUCGGAAACGCUCCUAAGUCGAUCGAACAUCGACCCCAAUCAGCUUCAGAAUUACGCGCUGGACGCAGCAAAUUUCGCCACAAACUACAAACUCAAGGAUAUUUUCGAAUUCGAAACCAACUCUCGUGGCAAUCCAGACGUCUCUAUUUUCGAUUUUACUUCCCGGUACCAUUCAAAAUAUGCGGCAAUUAUCAGGAGAUGUCGCGGGCGAGAUGUUCUCGGACUGCUUGUUGGCGACUCUUUGAUCAAUCCUUUCUGGCCGACUGGAACGGGCAUUGGAAAAGGUUUCUUAGGCGUUUUCGAUGCUUGCUGGACAUUCCGCGAAUUCUGCCUUGGCAAGAAGUCUCAGCAACAGAUUCUUCAGGAGCGGGAAGUUAUUUACAAGAUUCUCGACUCAUGUGAUCCGGGUAAUAGCGCUUCUGCUUUGAUCCAAAAGUUCGCUGGAUACACAAUCGACCCCAAGACGCGUUACAAUUUGCUGGGGAUCGGAAACAGGAGUGAGAAUGUUCCGAUUUUGUUUGUCGAAGAAGAUCACAAAUCUGGCAAGAAACGAUCUCUUGCGCCAAAUGAUCCGUUCAAUACGAAGAGGUCUCGUUGUGGGACGAUGAAAGAUCAAGAAACACAAGUUUUGAACUGGAUGAGGGCUGUGAUGCCGCUUGAAAAGAAGUACAGAAAUUGUGGGUUGCAAGAACUUCCAUGGAAAACCGGCACGGUAUUAUUAAACUUGAUCAAAUCAAUUCGACCAGACUGGCUAGCGAACUCCGAAUCACCAAAGAAAAUGAGCGCAACGGCGAAAGUGGAGCUGGCCCUUUCUGUAUGCGAGGAACAGUUCUCUUUGCAAAAAAUUGGCGCAGCAAAAGACUUCGUCCGCUCAAAACCUGACUUGCUAAUGCUUAUCACGACCUUGACCCAGAUCAAAAACGCGUAUCAAUCUGCCCCACUGGUGAACCCUCAAGUCUCAGAUGCUUCAGACGUCAGGAAAUCAAGUUCAAAACCCUCGAAGAAGAGCAACGCAAAGAAGAGUCUUGAGCAAAGCAUUUCAAAAAUGGCGAAUUCACUCAAGCGCAGGUCAACGAUGGCAUCGCACGUCAAGAAAUCCACCGAAGAAAAGAGCACUAAAGAAAACGCGAAAUUGCCGAAGGAUAAUUUCGCUGAAGCAGACGCAAAAAUGCUCUCUGAUCUUGAGCGACAAGAUAAAGUUGAUGAAAUCAUCGCGCAGCAUAAUGUUCCUCAACCGAAACCAAGGACAAAAUUCCCAAUUCGACGAUCAAAAACGGCAAAGCCCUUCACUCCACUGAGUACAAAUGAGUCCUUGGACCUAUCGGGUAUUUCGGAGACUGGAAUAAGCGACGAUUCGGAUAUGAUCUUGUCAGACGCGAGGAGUAGCAGCGGUAGAGCAAGCUCAAUUCAUAUGCGAGAGAAUCGAAGAUCACCGGCGGGCUCGCAAUUGUCGCCAAGAGGUGAAAUCCAGCUGGGGGAAAAUCAUAACCGUCCUGGAAGCCGACAUUCUAUUGCUGCUCCUCCUUCGAGUUCUGCUAGCUCUGGUCGAGUGUCCGCCAAAGCUCGAUCUCGAAUAUCCGUCGCUCUCUCCUCUUCCGACUGGGAUCAGCCUGCUACUUCGUCUACCUCCUCGCGUUCAUCUAACCGCCUGCCUUUGAAUUCUUCAAAGAAUCUACCUUUGAACUCUUCCGCUAUUUCUAUUCGCUCUGUCCGACUCAACGACGAAGAGGACACUCCGAGAAAGAAGAUGCCGUCGACUCCUGUCUCUCCUCGAAGCACCUCGCCUUUCGACGAAUUCGAAACGCAGAUAUUAGAAGGCGGUCAAGAUAGUCCUCCAGCAUCAAUGCAAUCUGGAAUGGCAAGCCUGCCGCAUUUUGCUUCGUUUCAGAGUCCACAAGUGACACCAACAAGGGGCGUAGCUAGGAAGACGGCCGUCAGAAGGAAGAUUAUUCCUGAUCCUGUCGAGGAAAGCGUCAAGGGAAUAGAUAGGAUUCAGUUAGGACAAACAGCGCAGAAGGCAAAUGGAAAUAUAAAGAUGCGACAGAAUAAGUCAAGGGUUGUUAGGCCGGUUACUUGGACGCCCGAGAAGGAGCAAAGUUCUGAAUCUGAUGAUGAUAUUUACGAAAUGGAACAGCUUACUCGAAGAAGACAGUUGAAAGCGCAGACAGUUCAAAGACAGUUGGAAGAAGUUGCUGUUCGCCAAAUGCAACUUGAAGAACAGUCCGCCAACAUUGAACGACAGAUUCGCAGCGAGACGAUCAACGAUUCAACGGAACUCAUGGAGCAAUGGUUCCAAACUAUUGAAGAAAAGAACCAGCUUUUGCGCCGCGAGAACGAGCUCAUGAUCGAGCAACGCUAUCUUCAACUCGAGGAUCAGCAACAAGCCGUGGCUGCGACGAUCAGAGAACGCCUAAAACUGCCCGAGAAGCAAAAAUCCGAGCGCGACAAGAAAGAAGACCAGCUUUUGUCUGGGGUCAGAAAGUGCUCGUUCCCUCGCUACCACCAGCUCCGCCGUACCUCCACUCUUUAUGUUAAACAUAUUGAGCAUAGCAUUGUCUAA
Oikopleura dioica is the source of this 3570-nucleotide messenger RNA. The record is from the annotation of a GenBank genome assembly. NCBI's taxonomy places the organism in Eukaryota, Metazoa, Chordata, Appendicularia, Copelata, Oikopleuridae.